GAGCUCCAGACCUCUGCAAGGGUGGUAUGUGAUCUCAACUGCUGAGCCUCCUCUCCAGCCCUGUCACCGGUUGUUUCUAAUGAGCUGCCGGCUGCCAGAGCUCCAAACUCUCACACUAGCUUGUGGCUUCUUUGCUGCGCAGUGAAAAGGACAGAAAAUAAAGACAAAGAGAAGGAAGGCUCAAGCCACGUGCAGUAUGCAGGGGACAGAAGCCCAUUAGCUGAGGGCUGGCUGCUCCUCUGACCAUACAUGGCGUAGCAAGGGCUUUCCUGGGACUACCUCUAGCCCUGCCUCCCCAGCAUUCCCAUCUGGUGUCCUACAAAUGGGAGACACUGGUCGACAGUGCCAGUGACAGAGAAGCUUGCCAAGAGAGCCCGUUAAAAAUGAGUUUUUCACUGAACUUUACACUGCCAGUAAACACAACGUCCUCUCCAGUUGUCACGAGUGCCAAAGCUGAUGACUGUGGUCCCUCUAUUGGACUAGCAGCCGGAAUCCCCUCCCUGCUGGUCACAGCCCUGCUGGUGGCCUUGCUGUUUACCUUGAUUCAGCGAAGAAGAAGCAUCGAUGAGCCCAUUGAGGAAAGCGAGAGACCAUGUGAAAUUUCAGAACUCUGUGACAAUCCCAAAAUAUCUGAGAAUCCUAGGCGGUCACCGACACAUGAGAUGGACCCACAAGGUGCCCAGGAAGGCCACGUAUAUGUGAAGACAGUCUCUGGAAGUGAGGAGCCCCUGCCCGACACCUACCGUCCUCCUGAAGAAUUAGAGAGAAGGAGAGGGCUGUGGUGGCUUGUGCCAAGGCUGAGCCUAGAAUGACGUAGCUUUGUCAGGGAGCUGACCUGAGACUGGCACAGGGCUGAAAACCCGGAAUCUGUGCUUGGGAACCGUGCUUGGAGAGGCAAGGGGCCAGCUGCCUCUCAUUCCACAGAAAUUUCAUUUAUAGAUCUAGGGUGUAUCUGGGUUGUUUUUCCUCAUCAGGGGAUGCUGCAAUACGGUUCAUUCAACCUCAGACCUUGCAGCUUAAUCCUAGAUACAGCCCAGGUGAGUUAUUGUGCAUUUGGAUGCGCCCCCUUUGUCCUGUUUCUUAAUCCAGAGAAGUUUGCUUUUGGGAAAUAGGCUUGGCUUCUGAGUGUCCUGCCUUCUCCUUUGCCCACCCCAUCUCUUAUCUUAAAAAAGUAAGUAAAUAAAGCCACGGGAGUUGGAUUUUCUGGGUCAUUGGCCAAGGCCAGCUUGGCACAAGCUAGGACAUGAAACUUAUGGAAGACAUGGGAAAAAGAUAUUUCUUCCUUCUGAAUAUCUCAGGGUAAGGCUCACAUGGAGUCACACAUGCCUCCAACACAGGGAAGCAUGUGGUGAGACCACGUCAUACAGCUGAGAAGGGGAUAUAGACUUCUGAGUCAGACCUGCCACUGAGCAGCUGUGAGAAGUCUGAUGAAGUCACCUACACUCCCCAAGCCUGUUUGGGGUAGUAUAAAAGAGGGGGGAUAUUCUGUGCCUCAUUUGGGCUUUGGAGAAAUUAUGUAAGGACCAAAGGGAAGUGUUUUCCACCUAGUGCACCCACUCCUGACCCUGCUCCUCACACCUCCUCCCAUCUCGCUUGUCAGAUCAUGUCAAACAGCUGCUCUGCAGCACCUGUCACCCAGAGUCACAAAGUCAACAAGGAAGUGUAGACUCCAAACUUUCCUCAUGACCUGCAAUCCAAAUUGCGGCAUUUAAAGAUAACUCUCAUUGUCACUAGCGGUCUGCUCACUUGAACUCUGAACAUCAUUUGUCCUUGUGUGUCAACCAAGUUUCAACUUCCAAGUACAGAGGCCUGUGUUACACAUGACACGUUCACCUCUGGGAUGCUGACGUCUUUGAUGGCUCAUCUUCAUUGUCGACUUGAUAGGACUUAGAAUCACCAUGGAAACACACCUCUAGAAAAAUUUAACUGAACAAGAAGAUCCACCUGAAUGUAAGAAGCACCAUUCUAGGAGUGGGGCUUCUGGACUGAAUCAAAGGGACUUCAAGUUGAGCACACAGAAUUCAUCGUCCUCUGUUUCCCGACUACAGAUAGAAUGUGUGACCAGCUGCCACACUCUCCUGCAGCUGUGCCUUUCUGGCUGUGAUGGACUGACUGUACCCUCAAACUGUGAGCCAAAAGAAGCCUUUCCACCUUCAAGUUGGUUUUAUCAGGCAUUCAAUUGUAACAAUGAGACAUAACUAACAUAAAAUUGAGAUUCAUGUUUUAAUGACUUUCUUUGCAAUGGGGCAUUUUGUUUUUGAAGUAUCCUAAAUAAGAGACGUUUAUGAGGGAGAGAGAUAAAGAGGACCAAAGAUGAACACGAGACCAAAGGGAUGGGUUAAUAUAUCUACACCUGCCAUCCAAGGGAAAUCUAAGGUGACUUCACCAGCUUGGGAUAGGCCUUUGCCUUUACUUCCCCAGAUGGCUUCCGGGUAGCCUGGUCACAUCUCCUUCUGAUGCAUGGCCACUGCCUUGGACAGGUCUCAGAGCAUCUCUGGGAGCAUCCACAAUCUCCAUGAGCCACCUGGAUAUCCCAGGGAGCCAUCUUUUCUCAUAUGGGGCCUCUGGAUGUUCAGGAAAUGAUUCUACUUCUUGAACAAUAAGGGAAUGGUUCUGUAAACCCAAUAACCACCACCCACUAACAACUUCUUUUCAAAGCCCCUCUGAAAUUCAGUUUUGUGUUUCAUGGGCCCAGAUCCUUAGAUAAGCUCAUUUGGGACAUCUUCAAACAGCCAUGCCCAGGGAUGCUGAACAUUUACUUCUCUCACAUGGUGGGGAAGGACCUAGGACUCCCUGAGAACCUGAUCAGACUGUGGUCUUGUGGCUUUGAUGUAUAUGGGUAUCAUCUUCAGCCUAGAAUAUUGGUCACCUAGGACCUCAGUUCUAUGCUUAUAAAACUGACCCCAGACGGCAUCUGUGAGGCCUGGUUGAAAAACACUUAUCAGUAAGCCUUGUAAUUGAUAAAAUAAGGUACGACUGUGUUUUAGAUACUCUAUUUUAAUUCUACUUACAAUCAAUUGCUUGGAAUCUUUAUUUUAAAUUAUUUUCACUAAAAUUGCAAGAAUCUGUAUUUCUGUUGGUACAAAAACUUCUUUUGUAAUAAGGUGGAAAAUAAAUGGCCAUUUGACAAGCCAUCUGCGGUUCUUCCCCGACGUGAAGGAUGCAACUUCCUCUUUUCCUUUUUCUGCCUCUUUCCCUCAGAUGCUGGCCAGAACCUAAGUGUGCUUUCUCUGGCACUGUGGGUUCCAGAACUUUCUCUAAAGCCCCCUCCCUGCCUUGUGGCAGGACUCCUUUAGCAGGCAGUGAGAAGACCUCCAUACUGCAAACUGAGACAGCACUGUGGUCCUGUUUCCUUCUUUUCUCCAUCCUCUUCCUCCAUCAACUGAUACAUUGAAAAGAUCUGGAUUGGGGGUAUUAGUCAGGCCUCACUCGAAUUUACCAGCUUGCCUGCUGCAAAGGAAAAGUUAGGCUUUUCUGAGUAAUUCCACAGAGCAGGCAGGCAUAGCAAAGCUUUGUGACGACAACUCCAUAAGCAACUCCACAGAAGGGGUGUUUCUGGGAGGGAAAUGUACAGUCUCCUUAAAGGGACUAUGAUUCCCUUAGCAAGGCUUUAGCUGAAACAGCCUGACAAGGGGUGGGCUCUUGGCCAAAUGAUUGACAGGCCCAGAUGGGUUAUCUUCUAAGGGAGGAGCCAUGGUAUGAAACAUUCUAACCUUUUGGGACAGAUCAGACUGUCGUGCUGCCACCCACGGCCAGAGGUAUUCUGUUCUUUUGACCAGGCCUGAGAAAUGGCAAAGCUGGUGUGCUGCCUUUCUAGUGUUAGCAGCGGAGUGGGAGGUCGGGGCCAAAGCUCCAGUGGCCUCCAAGAACAUGGAGAAGGGGCAUCUGGGUAAGCUGACUAACCCUCUGCGGGGAGAAGCACAGUAAGCUGAGACGUCAGAUUCCUACCAUCCCCCUACAAUAGACAAAACUGUGACCAGGGACCUCUCUUCUUCAUCUGGCAUCACCCAUUUCCUGGAAACAGAUGGACACUCAUCCGUUUAUCUCCAGCUCUACAGCAGGUUGAGGACGCUGACAUAGUUAUAAGGGAUAGCCUUUUAGGUCCCUUCAGGGCAUAGGGUCUGUCUAGUCUGUGCCCUCCUGGAGGAAGCAGGAGGGAAGAGCGGAUUUGGUAAGGGAUCUUCCAGAGGCUUGCUUCCUUGCCUUGGGUGUCCUGAGACAAAGAAACCCACACUGUCUCUCUGAGAGCUCCAGGUGGAAAAGGGAGCCUUUCCUGCUGUGGUGUAGGAAAUUGCUUUUGUGGCCAAGAGAGAGCAGUGAGAGUUCAUCCCUGUUACAGCUCAGUGCUGGUCAGGAAAGGAACCAGCUCAGAGCAGAGCCAAGAUAACUAGGAGUCAGUACCCUGCCUCCCAGCACUUCCAAAGGGACCCAGAGUCCCCUUGGGAACCUCAGAUGUACUAAUUAUACCUGUGUGUCCCUUCAAAAUAAAUCACAAGCUCUUU
Molecule: messenger RNA, 4502 nt
Organism: Onychomys torridus (southern grasshopper mouse)
Lineage: Eukaryota; Metazoa; Chordata; Mammalia; Rodentia; Cricetidae
Gene: Opalin
Product: oligodendrocytic myelin paranodal and inner loop protein
Exons: 6
Coding region: 384-812 (142 amino acids)
Cellular component (GO): plasma membrane; cell-cell contact zone
Source: RefSeq, a predicted model, not a curated record